GUUUGGCCCCGCAGCCGAAUCGUUCCCCCCCUCAGCUUCCCGGUCCACCCCAGUGGGCACCCACUCAGGCGGCGCUCCCGCCCUCUGCCUUUCAUUCCAGCCGCCAAGAUCUUGGAAGCUUUGAAGCUCAGCAAAGAAGGGAAAAUCCACCGAGAACAGUCUGUAAAGCCACAUGACUCCGUGCCUUAUAUCAGCAAGGCCCUCUCAUCUUGCUUCCUCUGGGGCUGGGUGACAACGUCAACUGUGUCCUGGGACAACCCUCUCUGUCAUUCCUCUGCAAAAUCUCUUCGUCCUGCACGGAGGACCCCAAGGAGGCAGCACGCGUGUGAAAGAUUCACUGUGAGACCAUGUCAUUUAGAUUUGGUCAGCAUCUCAUCAAGCCCUCUGUGGUUUUUCUCAAAACUGAACUGUCCUUUGCCUUGGUAAAUAGGAAGCCCGUUGUACCUGGCCACGUCCUCGUGUGCCCGCUGAGGCCAGUGGAGCGCUUCCGUGACCUACGUCCUGAUGAAGUGGCCGAUCUGUUCCAAGUGACCCAGAGAGUAGGGUCGGUGGUGGAGAAACAUUUCCAGGGGACCUCCAUCACCUUCUCCAUGCAAGAUGGUCCUGAAGCUGGACAGACUGUGAAGCAUGUGCAUGUCCACAUUCUUCCGAGAAAAGCAGGGGACUUCAGCAGGAAUGACAGCAUCUAUGAUGAGCUCCAGAAACAUGACAAAGAACAAGAGGACUCCCCAGCCUUCUGGAGAUCUGAGGAGGAGAUGGCUGCAGAAGCUGAGGCACUGCGUGUCUACUUUCAGGCAUGAAAGUAACUCAAACAAAUCCCAAGGCAUAAGGAAAUGGGCCUCGCUCUUCUGGACUCUGCAGCAUUGGAAAUGAAGCCGAGCAGACUUUAUUACAUCCCACGAUUCCGCAGUCUUUUGCAAAGCAUUUUAUUGCACUUGUGGAAGCCACUGGGGUUACGUUUCAAUCACAAUGACUGACAGGCUAACUUCACAAACAGUAGCAGAAAGAGCCUGCCACAGUUUCUCACUGAGGUACUGAGAAGAGGACCUUUUCCAUACUGUCCCUUAGCCUGGAUGAAAAUAAAGUGGUAGCUAAAAUAUCUACCUGGUGUUGCUGGCUGACUUAAAAAUUGGUAUUUUCAGGCCUUCAAAAGGUCUAACUGAAGAAGCUGCUCUCUUGGAGCUAGUAGGUUUCCUGUGAGCCAAGAGUUGGUUAUAGUAGAGGUGAGAUUUAGAGAAUUUCAUUGACUGGUUAAUAGCACAGA
Molecule: messenger RNA, 1264 nt
Organism: Microtus oregoni (creeping vole)
Lineage: Eukaryota; Metazoa; Chordata; Mammalia; Rodentia; Cricetidae
Gene: Fhit
Product: fragile histidine triad diadenosine triphosphatase
Exons: 10
Coding region: 348-800 (150 amino acids)
Biological process (GO): purine nucleotide metabolic process; diadenosine triphosphate catabolic process; negative regulation of proteasomal ubiquitin-dependent protein catabolic process
Cellular component (GO): cytoplasm; nucleus; plasma membrane
Molecular function (GO): ubiquitin protein ligase binding; bis(5'-adenosyl)-triphosphatase activity
Source: RefSeq, a predicted model, not a curated record